Molecule: messenger RNA, 5679 nt
Organism: Podarcis raffonei (Aeolian wall lizard)
Lineage: Eukaryota; Metazoa; Chordata; Lepidosauria; Squamata; Lacertidae
Gene: ZNF512
Product: zinc finger protein 512
Exons: 12
Coding region: 1288-2745 (485 amino acids)
Molecular function (GO): zinc ion binding
Source: RefSeq, a predicted model, not a curated record
CGAGGGAGCCAACGUUUGUCCGCAGACAGUUUUUCCAGGUUAUGUGGCCAGCAUGACUAAGCCGCUUCUGGCGAAACCAGAGCAGCUAAUGUAAACGCUGUUUACCUUCCCACCGGAGUGGUUCCUAUUCAUCUACUUGCACUUUGACGUGCUUUUGAACUGCUAGGUUGGCAGGAGAUGGGACAGAGCAACGGGAGCUCACCCCUUCGCGGGGAUUCGAACCAAGGACCUUCUGAUCAGCAAGCCCUAGGCUCAGUGGUUUAGAUCACAGCGCCACCCGUGUCCCUUAUUCUUCGAUAGGAGCUAUUAAUUUGCAUGUCACUCCAGGACACAAAGGCAGAGAGCAUAAGGAAUCACAGGAUGCAGCUUCUCACUGCCAAUCCCAGGCCUGUCAGGUCCAUUCAGAGGCUGCUCAUGGGAAAUGCAGACUUCAAAUGAAUUGGGUCCCAUCUAAAGAUAGGAAGUUUGGUUAAAAAGGCUUCUGCUGGCUGAGUCUCUUAAUGACCCUUUCCUGAUAACCUUUCAUGAUAACCUUGAAAUCCUCUUGGGAGCCUAGGAAGUUGCCUUUCACUGAGCCAAACCAUCAGGUCCUUCUAGCUCAGCACUGCCUGCACUGCAGUGGCUUCUCCAGGGUUUGGGGCAGGGAUCCUCUUCCUGGAGAUCUCACUGGGGACUGAACCUGUGAACUCCUGCCCUCAAUAAUGCUGGUCUUUCAAGAACUAGAAUCUCCUGGCACUUUUUAUGUGAUUUGGCAUUCCUUUAUGAGAUAUACAGCAGACCUACUCCUACUAUGUGCCUAUUUUGUAGUUUUGUUUUCACCUUUUGAUUUUCAACUGUUAUAAUUGUUCUCUCUCUUCUACAAUAACAAUAACUAAAGAAGUGUGCAUGCACACAAAAGCUCAUACCAAUAACUAACUUAGUUGGUCUCUAAGGUGCUACUUGAAGGAAUUUUUUUUAUUUUGUUUCAAUAACAAUAACAUUUAUACCCCGCCCAUCUGGCUGGGUUUCCCCAGCCACUCUGGGUGGCUCCCAACAUAUUAUUAAAAACACGAUAACGCAUCAAACAUUAAAAACUUCCCUAAACAGGUCUGCCUUCAGAUGUCUUCUAAAAGUCUAUGCAUUCUAUACAACAGGGACGUCCAACUUCCAAGAGGCUGCGAUCUGCUCACAGAUUGACCAGUAGAUCGCAAUCGACUUGUUGUACGUGCUUGCUAUACAUUAUAGAAUGAAAUAAUAAUACAGUCCUGUACAGUCCUAUUAUCGUACAGUCUACGAACAGUCCUGUUAAUGAACUAUUCAAGCAACGAACUCCGCAAAACCGAAACUGGGGAUUCCCUUUCCAAGGCAAAGCACAAACAGGAAAACAAAGAUGCAGGCGAUGACAAGGAUCUCCCCAAAAAGAAGCAGAAAUCUGGGAAAUGGCAGCAGAUGGAGAGACAGCCUCAUCUCAAGCCCAAAAGUGGCCAUAGAAAAAAAGACACACCGGUAUAUGCAGCAGGCAGCCUGGAAGAGCACUGGCAGCUGGAGAUCCUGAGCAGAGGCCAUGUCACUUGUCCCACCUGCAGGGCUGUUGUGAGGAAGACGGUGGAAGGGCUGAAGAAGCACAUGAGCAACUGCCAGCAUGAGAUGCUCACAUGCCACCACUGUGGGAAGCAGCUGCGGUCUCUGGCAGGAAUGAAGUACCACAUCAUGGCAGACCACAACAGCCUGCCGGUGGGGACAGAGGCGGCAGCCUGCGAUCUGGGCGAGAGAGGGCGCUUGCGGAGGGUGCUGAAGCGGAUGGGGAAGCUCAAGUGCCCAAGGCAGGGCUGCACAGGCAGCUUUACCAGCGUCCUGGGCUUCCUCUACCACACGCGGAAGUGCGGGAAGGAGGCUGCCGAGCUGGAGCAGAUGGCUCUGAAGUGCCAGCACUGCGGCAAAGCCUACCGCUCCAAAGCGGGCCUCGCUUACCACCUGAAGAUGGAGCAUGGCUCGAUCUCCUUGCUGGGCCAGGACAUCCAGCCGGCCCCCCAGAAGGAGGUGGCAAGCGCAGAACCCAGCAGUGGAGGCCGCCGUGCUCUGAGGAAGUCUGCCCAGGCAGCCGCCCACCACCUGCAGGAGGCCCUGGCCAAGGAGGCCCUGGCCAAGGAGUGGCCCAGGCGGAAGGUCUGGCAGGACCUGGUUCCCGAGGACCGGAAGCUGAAAUACACCCGCCCAGGACUGCCUGCUGUCAGCCAGGAGGUUCUGAGCAAGUGGAGGGCAGAGAUCAAGGCGUGCCGACGGGUCCGCUGCCCAAACCAGGGCUGUGAGUGUGUCUACAGCAGCAUCUCGGGCCUCAAGUCCCACCUGGGCAGCUGCAUCUUGGGGGAGUUUGUGGCUGGGAGAUACCGGUGCCUGCUGUGUGAGAAGGAGUUUGUGUCCGAGAGCGGAGUCAAGUACCACAUCAACACUGUGCAUGCGCAGGACUGGUUUGCCGUUGGCACACACACCGCCAAGAGCUUCAAGAAGCUGCUGAAGCAGCAGCCGGAGGAGGCGGAGCAGAAGAGAGCGCCCAGGAAGCCUCCGCCCAGCGGGAGCUGCAAGAAGAGGCCACAGACUGCUGCCUCCCCCAAGAAGGCCACCCCCAGGCAGGAGGCAGCGGGGGAGCAGGGGCAGCAGCAGCCCCUCAAGGCCAGCUGCCCCCAGCAGACAGGAAGUGGGAGCUGUGAGGAGGAGGAGGAUGGCCCUCCCCCUCUGAAGCUCAGCCACAGGAGAGGGAGGGAGUAGCAGUCCCCCUCUGGUCUCUCAGGGUGGGGGGGAUUCAUAGAAAGGAAGGGGAUCCUCUGGCCACACCCCUCCUUGCCUCCUGCCCUCCAGCCCCCCUCAGGCGGCCUUGGCUGCUCAAGUGACUGACUGGGGAAGGAGCCCCACUCCUCCCCCCAAUGCUCAGCAGGGCUUACUUCUGAGGAGGCACUUCAAGGACUCUGGUCCUCCCCAGGUGAGGCCACUCUCUCCAGGUGAGGAGCCACCAGAGGUGGGACUUCUUUCCUGGCCUCCGUCGGGCAGGGGGUGAGCUGUGCCCCAACCCCCGGGAGUAAACUGGGCACUGCAGACGGAGCGUCGCUGAAAAUAUUACGAUAGCCAAACAUUCACGCAUUCCAAGGUAAUUUUUGCAUUAAAUUAGUUAUCAAAAACCAAAAUUAGCUACAUGAAAUUACUAAAAUUGUGACUAAAAGUUUUAUAUAAUCCUCUGGGUAAUUUGCAUUUCUUUAAUAACAUAAACCAGAACAGCAUAUUGAAUUGUAUGAAGUUUGCUGGUUUUCCUGGGUAGUAUUACACCCAGGUGUAACAAUACAUGAAUUCCAGAUUGUAUGUCACAUCUUAUAGAUAGAUUUGUACAUAAGAUGGAUGGAUUUUCUUCUGUACCCAUUUCUGAGUGUUGAGUUUUCAAAAAACUGUGGGUGCCCCUCCCGUGUCUUCCGGCGUAUCAAGGCCCCCUGGAGCCUCCCACAAGAGGUGCCCUUUUGCCCUGCUGUUCCUGAGGACUCUCAGUCAGGAGAGGCAGUCCUGGGAAGGUGGCUGCACCCACCGGGUGCCAGGCUGACCUCACAAUGUGUUGCUGUAGCAACAAGAUAAACAGAACUGCAAGAGGAGGAGGUGGUGGUGUCACUUGGUCCAAGCUGGAUUGCCUGGGAGAGUAGCUGGUGCAUUGGGGACAACCACUGCUGGCCUGGCUCUCUGAGCACCAGCCUUUCAGAGGGGUGGCAAGGGGUCCAUAGGGCAGGCCUCCUUUCAGUGCCUCUGGAGCCAAACCAGCAACUCCCUGCAAUAGAGGCAUCUCCUGUGCCAAACCAAGAGAGGUGUUGACCCUUUGCUUUCCUCCGUUGCCUGUCUUGAAGGCAGCUGUGUGGAGGUGGCUGAUCUUGACUGACCCAGGCCUGGCCAGGGGUCUGUGGCCCUGAGAGCGCGGCCAGGGCGAGGGGGCUAGGAUGCAGUCACUGGAGGCUGGUCCCGGGGACUGGCAAGCAACCGAGCUGGCCAACCUCUGCCCACCCCCUCUAAGCCGGGGCAGCGGGACAGUGGUGGAGUCCCCGUUGCUGGACCCUCUGCUGCUCAGCCAGGAGGUGCGAGAGCAGCUGACAGCUCACCUCCAACGGAAGCGGCUGCAGCUGCUGUGGGGCUUGCCUGGCCUGGUGCACAGCUCGCUGGAGAGGUCUGUGCCGGCCCUGCCGGGCUUCCUGGCAUGCACAGCCCCGCAGGCAGCCACUGACCACCAGAGGCCCCUUUUCAAGGUGGAGAGGCGGCAGUGCCUGGAGCACCACCUGAGGGAGAAAGCGGUGCAUCGCAAGUGGGGCCUCCCCAAGAGGGUCUGCAAAGCCCUCUGCUGGCCGCUGCCCCCUCCCGGGACACCUCUGGCCCAGGCAGCCCCACAGCAAGAGAGGCCCUCUUCGAAAGGGAGCAGCUCUCCAAAGCAACACAGUGUUGCGGCAGCACUGGCUCGUUCUGCCAUGACCAUGGCAGCCAAAGGCGGCAGAAGCUGGUGGAGCCCAGAAGGGACACAGGAGCCUUUGCCACUGGCCUCGGGACUGGCACGCCUGCCUGGGAAGCAGUGGGAAGGUCUUCCAGGGACUGAGAAACGGGAGCUGGGUGGGGAUGGCCCCUGGAACAGCCUGGCCACCUUGGAGCUCCUCCAGGUCCAUCUGCCCUCAGCCACAGCCCACCCGGACGGGGCUCGGAGCCUGCCUGGGGAGGCGUGUGCUAGCGUGGAGCUCCAGCGCUGCAAGAGGCAGCAGCCAAGCUGGGGCCGGGCACCCCUUGCCCAAGGAUGUCCUCCUGCAGAGAAGCGUCCUCUUGCUGCAGCCGCCCAAGGGAAGAUGAAGCCUGAGGAAGGGGUCUGGCUCCCACUUCAGCCGGCCGGGGAUUCCCCUCAGACUGUCUGGGCCAUCACAGAUACCCAAAGAGAGCUGCCCCCACCAACCAGCAAACGGGAUGCCGCCCAGCUGGAUCUGGUCCUUUGGGAUCUGACCCCAGCCUUGGUUUCCCUCACAGGUGGGGGGGAGCAGGCCCCGGAGUGCCGCCAAGAGAGCCCCCCUCUAACUGAGCGGCCUUGUUGUGCUCACUCCGCAUUCUGCCGCCGCCACCAUCACCACCAGGAGGCUGCUUUGAAGCCCUGUCCCACGAGCCUCCUGGGGAAAGCUAUGCCUCGCACCCCUGAGGGGUUGGGUGGGCAAACUAGUUCACCACGAGCAACAGACCUUUCCACAACCGGUCCCAGAGCAAAUCCAGGAUGUGAAAGAUUUCUUACGACUGACAAAAAGCAGUACUUCGAAUUCCACCUGCGCGAGAAGCUUCUGCAUCAGCGGUGGGGGGUGCCCAGGAGGGUGAAGGAGUCUGUGGCCAGGUCGGCCCUCCUGCAAAGCACCAUCAGGUGAGCCCCCCCCCGACCUGCCCCAUGUGACGCUGCCAAGAUGCAGGAGCCCAGCUGGCUGCAAGGAGCCUCGCUGUUCCUCAAUGCUGCAAGGAGAGGUCCAGAACCCCAUCCUCACCCCUGAGACACAGAAAUCAGAUGAGGAGCUCAAGCUGUUGUGUGAGCAGCCUGGCUAGAAGAUGGCAGUGCAAGACAGGCAUGCUCGUCAUACUGGGCUUGGAUGAGUCCUCAGCGCCACUGCUUUGGACUGGAGUGCAGAUACUUUGAGCAGGAAAUAAAUAUAUUGUUUCUGA